AGUCUUGCACAGGUGUACCGGCUCCUCCCCUUCAGUCUUGCACAGGUGUACCGGCUCCUCCCCUUCAGUCUUGCACAGGUGUACCGGCUCCUCCCCUUCAGUCUUGCACAGGUGUACCGGCUCCUCCCCUUCAGUCUUGCACAGGUGUACCGGCUCCUCCCCUUCAGUCUUGCACAGGUGUACAGGCUCCUCCCCUUCAGUCUUGCACAGGUGUACCGGCUCCUCCCCUUCAGUCUUGCACAGGUGUACCGGCUCCUCCCCUUCAGUCUUGCACAGGUGUAUCAGCUCCUCCCCUUCAGUCUUGCACAGGUGUACUGGCUCCUCCCCUUCAGUUCUGCACAGGUGUAUCAGCUCCUCCCCUUCAGUCUUGCACAGGUGUAUCGGCUCCUCCCCUUCAGUCUUGCACAGGUGUAUCGGCUCCUCCCCUUCAGUCUUGCACAGGUGCACCAGCUCCUCCCCUUCAGUCUUGCACAGGUGUAUCGGCUCCUCCCCUUCAGUCUUGCACAGGUGUAUCGGCUCCUCCCCUUCAGUCUUGCACAGGUGUACCGGCUCCUCCCCUUCAGUCUUGCACAGGUGCACCAGCUCCUCCCCUUCAGUCUUGCACAGGUGUAUCGGCUCCUCCCCUUCAGUCUUGCACAGGUGUACCGGCUCCUCCCCUUCAGUCUUGCACAAGUGUACCGGCUCCUCCCCUUCAGUCUUGCACAGGCGUACCGACUCCUCCCCUUCAGUCUUGCACAGGUGUAUCGGCUCCUCCCCUUCAGUCUUGCACAGGUGUACCGGCUCCUCCCCUUCAGUCUU
Staurois parvus is the source of this 798-nucleotide messenger RNA. The record is from the annotation of a GenBank genome assembly. Lineage: Eukaryota; Metazoa; Chordata; Amphibia; Anura; Ranidae.